This is a messenger RNA of Colletotrichum graminicola M1.001, 1035 nucleotides long. RefSeq names its product exosome complex exonuclease RRP4. Gene Ontology annotation, cellular component: nuclear exosome (RNase complex); cytoplasmic exosome (RNase complex). Bases 1 to 1035 code for a protein of 344 amino acids. Gene Ontology annotation, molecular function: RNA binding. The record is from RefSeq and is a predicted model, not a curated record. The transcript is spliced from 2 exons. NCBI's taxonomy places the organism in Eukaryota, Fungi, Ascomycota, Sordariomycetes, Glomerellales, Glomerellaceae. Gene Ontology annotation, biological process: poly(A)-dependent snoRNA 3'-end processing; TRAMP-dependent tRNA surveillance pathway; nuclear polyadenylation-dependent rRNA catabolic process.
AUGCCCAUCACAAUCCUUGCCCCGAGGGGCACGCCGUCACAGCACAAGCCCACACACUUUGCCGCUGCCGCCGACUCGGAUUCGGACUCUGAAGGCGGCGUCGAUAUCGAAGGCGACAUUUCCAUGCGCCCGGCGAAGCGCUCCCGUGGCGACAACUACGAGAUUGUCACACCGGGCGAGGUCAUCACCGAUGACCCCCAGUGGAUGAGAGGCCACGGCACCUACAUCACCCCCACGACGACAGACAUCGUCUCCUCCGUCGCUGGCACCGUGACCCGCACCAACAAGCUCCUCUCCGUCCGCCCCCUCCGCGCCCGCUACACCCCCGAGAUUGGUGACCUGGUCGUCGGUCGCAUCGUUGAGGUCCAAGCGAAGCGCUGGCGCGUCGAUGUCGGCUCCUCGCAGCUCGCCAUCCUCCAGAUUUCGGCCAUCAACCUCCCUGGCGGCAUCCUCCGCAAGCGUACCGACACGGACGAGUUGCAGAUCCGGUCCUUCUUCGCCGAGGGCGACCUGGUGGUGGCCGAGGUCCAGCAGCUGCACCAGGACGGCGCUGCUAGCCUGCACACGCGCUCCCUCAAGUACGGCAAGCUACGCAACGGCGUCUUCGUCGCCGUCACGGGCACCGGUGGCGGCGGCGGCGUCGUGCGGGCCAAACGGCAGCAAUGGGUUAUGGACGCAGCGCGGGGCGCGAGCAAGGUGCAUGUCACACUGGGCGUUAACGGCUUCAUCUGGAUCAGCAAGCACGUCGAGAGCGACGUGCCCGAGAGCGUGGGGCUCAACCGCAUGGAGGAGAGUGUCAGUGCCAACGUCUACUCAAGCCAGAACGAUCGGAUUGACACCGAGACGAUGCGCGAGAUCGCGCGGAUACGCAGCGUCAUCCUGGCGCUGGUGGAGAACGGAUUGAGAGUCGAGGAGGACCUGGUGGUCAGGGGGUAUAAGGAGGCAGUCGAAAUGGGCCUGGAGAGCGUCGACGACGACAUUUACCUCGGCGGCGAAAGGGGGAAGAGGCUCGCUGAGACUCUGCUGAGGGAAUAG